AUGAGUCUCGUCGAGAGAGUAUUCCAGUCCAAGAAGGAUGACAAAGAGGACUCGCCUGGCCCUCGCCAGGCCGGCUUCGACUCCGAAGAGGGCCACCUGGAGCAGGCCCGUGAGAACAAGCGCACAAUUGGCAUCGCCGGCGCAAGCUUCCUCAUCCUGAACCGCAUGGUGGGCACGGGUAUUUUCGCUACGCCCAGUGCCAUUUUCUCCCUGAGCGGCUCGGCUGGUCUGUCCAUGAUCAUGUGGUUGAUCGGCACCAUUGUUGCCGCAGCGGGUACUGCCGUGUACAUUGAAUUCGGAACUGGUAUCCCUCGUAACGGUGGUGAAAAGAACAUCCUCGAAUACGUCUUCCGCAAGCCCAAGUUUCUCACUACCUGUCUCUACGGAAGUUACUGCGUCUUGCUGGGUUGGUGCGCCGGCAACAGUAUCGUCUUUGGAGAAUACAUCCUUCUCGCUGCCCGUGUUGAGCCCACCACCUGGAACCAGCGAGGCAUCGGUCUGGGUGUCGUUACCGCCGCCUUCCUGAUCCACGGAACGGCCCUGAAAUGGGGAAUCCGUCUCCAGAAUCUCCUCGGAUCCAUCAAGAUCAUCAUUCUCCUCAUCAUCAUCAUCGCUCCUCUCGUUCGCCUAGACAAGACAACCGACACCCUGUCAAGACACAAGGCCUUUGAGGGCACCACCGGAAGCGCGUACGGAAUCGUCACCUCCCUCAACAACGUCAUCUGGAGCUAUGUCGGCUACAGCAACGCCAACUACGCCCUGAGCGAGAUGAAGAACCCCAUCCGCACCCUCAAGAUCUCGGCCCCGCUCGCCAUCCUGGGUGUUGGAAUCCUGUACAUCCUCGCCAACAUCUCUUACUUCGUCGGCGUCCCCAAGGAGGAGAUCCUGACCAGCGAGCGCCUUGUCGCCGCCUCUCUCUUCCGCAACAUGUUUGGCGAGUCGGCCGAGCGUGCCCUCUGUGUCUUUGUCGCUCUCUCUGCUUUCGGAAACGUCCUUAGUGUCAUCUUCUCCCAGGGCCGUCUCAUCCAGGAGCUCGGCCGCGAGGGCGUCCUCCCCUUUUCUCGGUUCUGGGCCAGCAACCGUCCCUUCAACGCCCCUCUGCCUGGCCUGAUGGAGCACUGGCUCGUCACCGUCAUCACCAUCAUUGCCCCUCCUACCGGUGAUGCUUACAAUUUCGUUAUCAACCUCAUCUCCUACCCCCUCGCCAUCGUCAACACCUUCGUCGCCAUCGGCCUCAUCUACCUCUACGUCAACCGCGCCAAAUGGGGCUGGAACCCGCCCGUCAGCGCCACGCUCCCCGUCGUGGCCUUCUUCCUCAUCAGUAACCUGUUCCUCGUCUUCGCCCCCUACGCACCGCCCGAGGACGGCCAGAACAUCUACAAGAGCAUGCCGUACUGGACCCACAACGUGGUCGCCUGGGGCGUCAUCGGCCUCGGCGGCGUCUACUGGGUCAUCUGGACCAAGCUCAUGCCGUACUUUGGCAAGUACAGGCUGGAGCAGGAGAUGGUGGUGGACGACAUCGACGGGUGGGAGAGGAGGGUGUUUGUGCGCAAGCCGCUGGUGGAGUAG
Molecule: messenger RNA, 1569 nt
Organism: Clonostachys rhizophaga
Lineage: Eukaryota; Fungi; Ascomycota; Sordariomycetes; Hypocreales; Bionectriaceae
Source: the annotation of a GenBank genome assembly